CUAAAACCUUCUCAGUUCUGCCCGACUGCUUUUGUUCCGAGCCGCCCGCCCGCUCCCGCUCCCCCGUCCGUCUUCCCUCUUCCUCUUUCUCCUCUGCCGGCAGUCGUCCCAACUGCCGCCGGCCAUUCCUCUCCUUCUGAGCAGGCGAUUUUAUUGAUUGCGCCUGUAGCUCAGGGAAAGUCCUAUAUCCUCUGACACUGUAGUCGCCUGCCGAUUUGCUUGAGCUUCUUUGGAAGAGCUGGUAACAUGCAAAUAAAGACUCCAAAGACCCAUCGGGGCAAGAGGGAGCUUGAAAAGCGUGCCCCAAAACUUGUUGAGAAUGGGAAGAAAACACUUAUUCUUCAUGGCACUAAGACCAGCGCCGUAUUGAACACAGUGUUGACCGAAAUCUAUCACUUGAAAAGAGGUAGUGCUAUAAAGUAUUCCAAGAAGAACGACAACAUCAGGCCAUUUGAAAGUGGCGGAGAGACGUCAUUGGAGUUCUUCUCCCUCAAAACUGACUGCAGCCUAUUCGUGUUUGGUUCUCAUUCAAAGAAAAGACCCAACAACCUUGUUCUCGGGAGGACUUACGAUAAUCAUAUAUAUGAUCUUGUUGAAGUAGGAGUGGACAACUUUAGGUCAAUGGAAUCCUUUGUGUACGAUAAGAAGCUAACACCGAAAAUUGGGACAAAACCUUUCUUUGCCUUCAUCGGAGAUAAUUUUGAGAGUUCGGAAGAAUUGAAGCACUUGAAGGAAGUACUACUCGAUCUUUUUAGAGGAGAGGUUGUGGAAAAUUUAAACCUUGCGGGUGUAGACCGGGUUUUCAUGUGCACUGCUCUCUCUUCGACCACGGUGUUUAUGUCGCAUUGUGCUCUUCGGCUUAAAAGGUCGGGGACAUCUGUACCUAGAAUGGAGUUGGUGGAAGUGGGACCCUCGAUGGACUUGGUAGUUCGACGGCACCGACUUCCAAAUGAGAGUUUGAAGAAAGAAGCGAUGAAGGCUGCUCCCGAUCAGCCUAAGAAGAUUAAGAAUGUCACGAGCGAUGUGGUUCAGGGUAAAGUAGGGACGAUCUAUAUUCCGGAUCAACAGGUUGGUGGGAUGCCUUUAUCAAACAAGGUGAGGGGCCUGAAGAGAGAGCGCCGUGUGGCUAAGAAAAACAAUUCUGGCGGAGAGGAUCAAUCAAAGAAGAGGAAAGCAAAUCCAGAGUGAUUUCGAUAGGCGGUCUUUAUACCUGACAACAAGAUGGCGACAAAAUUCAGGUGAAAUAGUUGCAGUAAAAAUUUUCAGCCGGCGAAAUUUUCACAGCUCAUUCUGAGAGGGUCAAAAUGCGCAGAAAUUUUUGCUCUUGUUGAAGAGAAAUCGUGGAAGGGUGUUGCUUGCAGUCGAAAUUUAUGUGAUAUUUUUUUCUCCCGGGUAAGAUAGCAAGGUUGUUUGAUACAUUUUGGUUACAAAUGAAGUUUGCAAAAUACUUUGUGCUGUGGGCUUACUGAAUGGUAUUUGUUUUUGCUGUUAACCACUUUUCUCUGCUUUAUGAUAUCCUCUGUUAGAUCUGUUCAGUAUGUUUACGGCUCAACUAUGGAACUCUUCACUCCAUUUAGGAGUAUGGUUGUAACCUAUGUAUUGUUUUUCCCAUUUAUAGAAGUAAGUUUCUAAA
This is a messenger RNA of Ananas comosus (pineapple), 1633 nucleotides long. RefSeq names its product ribosome production factor 2 homolog. NCBI's taxonomy places the organism in Eukaryota, Viridiplantae, Streptophyta, Magnoliopsida, Poales, Bromeliaceae. The record is from RefSeq and is a predicted model, not a curated record. The transcript has 8 exons. Gene Ontology annotation, molecular function: rRNA binding. Gene Ontology annotation, biological process: maturation of LSU-rRNA from tricistronic rRNA transcript (SSU-rRNA, 5.8S rRNA, LSU-rRNA); ribosomal large subunit assembly. Bases 247 to 1188 code for a protein of 313 amino acids. Gene Ontology annotation, cellular component: nucleolus.